Molecule: messenger RNA, 1051 nt
Organism: Neltuma alba
Lineage: Eukaryota; Viridiplantae; Streptophyta; Magnoliopsida; Fabales; Fabaceae
Product: mitochondrial import inner membrane translocase subunit TIM22-4-like
Exons: 5
Coding region: 151-660 (169 amino acids)
Biological process (GO): protein insertion into mitochondrial inner membrane
Cellular component (GO): TIM22 mitochondrial import inner membrane insertion complex
Molecular function (GO): transmembrane protein transporter activity
Source: RefSeq, a predicted model, not a curated record
CCUGUCAACCCUAGCCAGCCACCGUUUGCCGAGCCCCUGUAGUGCAUCGUCGUCGACCCGAAGUCUUGGUUCCAGAUCAACGGUAACAAACGCUCUGUUUUACAGGGGAUUUCAGUUAACUCUUGCAUAUUUUGGAUCUGAGCCAUAUAAAUGGCUGAUAAUUCGGGAAAUGAAUCUGGAAGCUCUUCGACCUUGAAAGAAGCCGAGAAACCUCAGAUUCAACCCAUAAGAUUGCCCACAGUUGAGGAAAUUCGUGGUCAAGACAUUUGGAACAAUUGUGCAGUGCGUAGCGUCGUAAGUGGAGUGAUGGGAGGUGGGAUUGGCUUGUUCAUGGGUUUGUUUCUCGGAUCCAUGGACACGCAUCUGAUGGAGGAUGAAAUGACUGGGAGGCAAAAACUAAUAUAUCAAGCAAAGCAGAUGGGACGAAGGAGCUUGAGUUCAGCCAAAGCAUUUGCUGUCAUGGGUUUGAUAUUCUCAGCAGCUGAAUGUGUUGUUGAGAAGGCACGAGCUAAACAUGACACAACAAAUACAGUUGUUGCUGGAUGUGUUACUGGAGGUGCUAUAUCAGCAAAAGGUGGUCCUAAAGCGGCAUGCGCCGGUUGUGCUGGUUUUGCAGCAUUCUCAGUCGUGAUAGAGAAAUUUCUAGAGGGCCAUGAUUAAGUUAAUUAACUUCAGCCAAGCUUGUUUGAUUUAUUAUCUAGGUUGAAUAGAUUGAAGCUGAGGAUCUUUCGCCCAUCAAUGAAGGGAUUGAAGGGACAUGCUAGGGAGCACACAGAAUUUAGGAUCUUUUUUCACACUCAUAAUUUAUUGUAUACCAUGAUGUCUCUACGGAGAACUCUGAUCUAAAAUGAUACACAUUAGCAAUACUUCCCUUGAGGUUUCCCUGAAAGUCUUAUUUUGGGAAACCUAUUUUACAGUGUUUGGCAUACUAGAUUUGAAGUGAGGUUUACAAGGAAAUUUAAUUUUUGGCGGGAAUGAAGACAUUUGAUUAUUAUGUUUUUGACUUCUUGUAAUCAUUAUUUAAUAAUAUUUAUUUUUUUUAUUUUCAUAA